AAACAACUGCUCAUUUACAUCUACCUUCCCAAAGAAGAAGAAAAAAAAGGAAGAAAAAACCUAUUAUUUAUUAUCACCUGAGUCAUCUAAACUCAUUUUUUAAUUUUUAUUUUAUAUGUUUGACUAUCAAUCUCAGAGUUGUGUUGUUUAGUUUAGAUGGACAAACUAGUGAGAAAGUCCUUCAAAUCACUCUCUGAUCAUCAACCCCUCCAAAACAACCCACCUCCCGAAGAACAGCUUGUCCUCUUACAAGACGAUCCAAUGGCAGAGACCAAUCAAAUAGAACAAGUAAUUGUCAAAAUCAACGGCCAAGAUUGCCCCAGAGAAACCCACUUCCCAUCACAGCCCAUCGACUCAGAGACUAGUAGUACUGGUAAUCGAAUUUGGAGAGACUGUAGCUACGAUUUCUCAAACGAUUCGACAAACAUUAAGGUUUCUAACGACUUGGAUUUUGUGGAUGAAUCUUCGCAAAUUGGGUUGUCGAGAAUCAAAGAGAGUGAAGGUGUGUCCGAACCGGUUCAGCGCCGGUCCAACGGUGGCGGCGGUGGCAUUGAUGAGGUUUUGGUUUGCAGUUCGAAUUCGUCGUUUCGAAGAAAAUCGAGUUUGUUGAUGUCGAAAACGAAGUCUAGGUUGUUAGACCCACCUGAGACUCCGAGGUUGAUUAAAUCUGGAAUGUUGGGGAGAGGUAGUGAAAUCGAUGAGGACGACCCAUUUUUGGAUGAAGAUUUGCCUGAAGAGUACAAGAAAUUUAAAUUCAAUGUGGUGUCUCUGAUUCAAUUAGUGAGUUUGGUUUUGAUCAUAGCUUCUUUAGUUUGUAGUCUCUCAAUUCCAAGACUCAGGACUAAAAGAUUGUUUGAAUUACAACUCUGGAAAUGGGAACUCAUGGUUUUGGUUCUCAUCUCGGGUCGGUUGGUAUCUGGUUGGGCGAUUCGGAUCGUUGUCUUCUUCAUCGAGCGCAAUUUCAUGUUGCGAAAACGGGUUUUGUAUUUCGUGUAUGGAAUUCGAAAUGCUGUUCAGAAUUGCAUUUGGUUGUGUCUGGUUUUGAUUGCUUGGCAAUGCAUUUUUGACAAGAAAGUUGAGACUAUGACUAACGGGAAAAUCUUGCCUUACAUAACUAGAAUUUGGGUUUGUCUCUUAGUUGGUACAUUCAUUUGGCUUCUCAAAACCCUUCUUGUUAAAGUUCUCGCUUCGUCGUUCCACGUCAGCACGUUCUUUGAUCGAAUUCAGGAAUCUUUGUUCAACCAGUAUGUGAUUGAGACAUUGUCCGGACCUCCAUUGAUUGAGAUUCGAAACGAAAAGGAAGAGGAGGAGAGAGUCAUGGCCGAGGUCCAGAAACUUCAGAACGCGGGGGCUACAAUGCCCGCUGACUUGAGAGCCAACGUGUUCCCGAGGAGUGGGAGAUACCAGAAGAGCCCCAAGGCAGCGAAAAGUCCUAGGUUUUCCACCGCGGUUUCGCAGAAGCUUGAUGAAGGCAUCACCAUUGAUCAUUUGCAUAGGCUCAAUCAGAAGAAUAUUUCGGCUUGGAAUAUGAAGAGGUUGAUGAAUAUUGUUCGGAAAGGGUUCUUGUCGACUUUGGAUGAGCAAAUCCAAGAUUCGACUGCGGAGGAGGACGAGUCCGCAGUGCCGAUCACAAGCGAAUACCAAGCAAAAGCUGCAGCCAAGAUGAUAUUCUACAAUGUGGCCAAGCCGGGGUCUAAAUACAUCUAUCUGGAGGAUCUGAUGCGGUUCUUGAGAGAUGAUGAGGCUUUGAAGACGAUGAGCUUCUUUGAAGGAGCAAGUGAAGGCAAGAGAAUCAGCAAGCGAGGUCUGAAGAAUUGGGUGGUUAAUGCAUUCAGAGAACGACGAGCGCUUUCAUUGUCCCUCGACGAUACAAAAACAGCUGUGAACAAGCUCCACCAGAUGUUGAACGUUGCUGUCGGAAUCAUCCUAUUGGUUAUCUGGCUUCUUAUACUCAAAAUCACAGAUACCAAUUUUUUUGUCUUUCUAGGCUCCCAACUUCUUUUGGUUGUGUUUAUGUUUGGAAACACAUGCAAGACGACAUUUGAGGCAAUUAUCUUCUUAUUUGUAAUGCACCCAUUUGAUGUUGGUGAUCGUUGUGAAGUGGACGGUGUUCAGAUGGUGGUUGAAGAGAUGAAUAUACUAACUACCAUUUUUCUCAAGUUCGAUAACCAAAAGGUUAUAUAUCCAAACAGUGUUCUUGCUACCAAGCCCAUAAGCAAUUACUACCGUAGUCCAGACAUGGGAGAUGCAGUCGAUUUUUGUAUCCACAUCGCAACUCCCAUGGAAAAGAUUACUAUGAUGAAAGAGAGAAUAACACGGUACAUUACAAACAAGAGCGAGCAUUGGUACCCGGGUCCAUUCAUAAUAUUGAGGGAUGUGGAGGACAUGAACAGGUUGAGAAUCUCAGUGUGGCUUUCGCACCGAAUGAAUUAUCAAGACAUAGUUGAGCGGUGGAUGAGGAGAGCUCUUUUAGUUGAGGAGAUGAUCAAAGCAUUCAGGGAGCUCGAUAUUGAAUACCGCAUGUUGCCACUUGACGUGAACGUCAGCAACAUGCCGGUCAUAAAUUCUAACAGGUUUCCCUCUACUUGGAACACUUUUUCCAACUAAUCAGAAUUGAGGGAACUGGGAAGAGCUACUUUGAAUCCCUUUUGAACGCUUCGAAAUGUAUGGAUUUCCCAAAGAUUUUGGGGAUUUUGAAGUAGUGAUGUGUGAACACUAGUUAGUGUAUAUAUACACAAAUAUGUCAAGUGCAUUGAUAAGUUGGAGUUACACUAGGUAUUAGGUAAUGAUAUGUGAAGUUUUAUUUCGUUGCAAAUGCAGCGCCAAGUUAUAAGGAAUAGUAAGGAAUGGUGGCAGUUGACACCGUCAG
Messenger RNA from Camellia sinensis, 2869 nucleotides. RefSeq names its product mechanosensitive ion channel protein 6. Gene Ontology annotation, molecular function: mechanosensitive monoatomic ion channel activity. Gene Ontology annotation, biological process: monoatomic anion transport; transmembrane transport. NCBI's taxonomy places the organism in Eukaryota, Viridiplantae, Streptophyta, Magnoliopsida, Ericales, Theaceae. The record is from RefSeq and is a predicted model, not a curated record. Gene Ontology annotation, cellular component: plasma membrane.